This is a messenger RNA of Annulohypoxylon maeteangense, 900 nucleotides long. RefSeq lists its product as uncharacterized. The transcript has 2 exons. The record is from RefSeq and is a predicted model, not a curated record. Lineage: Eukaryota; Fungi; Ascomycota; Sordariomycetes; Xylariales; Hypoxylaceae. Bases 1 to 900 code for a protein of 299 amino acids. Gene Ontology annotation, biological process: mycotoxin biosynthetic process.
AUGGGCCCGCCGUACGAUGGCCAAGAGGGUGGAGGAUCGGGCUAUGCAACCUACGGAACUACGGAACCAACCUUGGAAGUCUUAAGCAAGAAGAAACUGCCCAAGACAGCCUCAUCACUUCAUACCUUAGUAUCCAUCAAACUGUCUACUCUAAUUCACAUUCACGCUUCAUUUCACAAGAUGGCCUUAUCAAACACAGCCCGCACAUGCUCUGCCGUGUUCAUUUCUUCGGCUAUAACCAUCAUAGCACUCUUACUCCUCAUUCGUCCCGGACAUGAAAACAUGGUCGCUACCCUGGUGGACGACAUGCGAGCCAAGCAUUCUGUCUACACUACCGGCAACUCUCAGCCCAAGCUCACAGAGUGUCCGGCUCCUCACUCAUCUCAAGAGCUCUCCCCUACGAAUUUCGUCGAAGACCCGUGGAAGUAUCCUGUUUACAACAGGAAAGAAUCCAAAGGAAUAGACUGGUGGGAAGAUCUCCUAACUCCGAAUGGGGGGUUCCUCAUGGUUAAGGAGCAGGGCGGUGAGAUUAACGAGAUCGGGGUAUCGAUGUUUCAUCAGUUGCACUGCCUGAGCAUGGUCCGAGCAAUGCUCCUCAAAGGAGGUUCACAUAUGGAUCACGUCCAUGUGGAGAACCGUGAUAUGAAUCAGGGUGCGAAAGACCGAGGUCACUUUUUGCACUGCUUCGAUUACAUAGUCCAGGCUAUCCUUUGCACGGCAGAUGAUGCAUUGGAAAGAUCAGGAAAGGUGCCGGUUCCCGGGGGCGAGGAGGUGGAUGGCAUCAACGGUGUGGGCCAGACACAUCAGUGUCGCAAUGCUACGUUGCUCUAUGACUAUGUGUUGCAGUCCGAAAAGAUCCCGGUAGAGGCGGACUUGGUUGGAAAGUACUCUGUAUUUUAG